AGAAUCGUCGAAUAAAUGGUGGACGUGUUUCUGCCCAACUUCCUCACCCGGGAGUCCUUGAAGCUGAGAAGCCCGCGGGACAUUGACCGCCCACAAGACCAAGAUGUCGCUCACGACUCAUACGAUUCGGAUGAACUGAAGGAUACACAAAUGCAGGAGUUGAAGGACUCUCAGAAAUCAGAAGACUUAAAGUCCCUACAGAAAACAGAGAACCUGGAAGACCAACAGAGGGCAGAAAAUUUGAAAGGGCUGGGGGAUCCAGCGGGGCCACAGACUCUUCAGAACUUAGAGAAUCAAAAACAACAACACAAUCCACAGAAGCUGGAAGAUUCACAGAAUUUGGAGGUCCUACAGAAUGACCCACAGGUACUGGAGGACUCUGAGAAUGCAGAGCAUGACUUGGACCUGGAGGAUACACAACAGGAAAAAAAUCUACAGGAGCAAGAGGACUCACAGGAAGGCCUGGAAGGACCAGGGGUUUCAGAGAAGGAAAUAGAGGAAUCAGAGACCCCGAGGAAGGAACCUGGAGACUCUGAUAUCCCGAAGGAGGUUAUAACAGCCCCGAAGGACAAAGAUUUAGAAGAAUCAGAGGGACCAGACGAACCGGAAGCUUUGGAGGAGGAACUAGAAGAAGCUGUGGUCCUGAAGGAAGAACUAGGAGAACCAGAGACCCAAAAGGAGGUACUAGGAGAAUCGAAUGUGCCGACGGAGGAGCUGGAAGAGCCAGAGACCCCCAAGGAGAACCUAGAAAAAACAGAUGUACCGAAGGAAGAACCAGAAGAACCAGAGACUCUCAAGGAGGACCUAGUAGAACCAGAGACUCCAACAGAAGAACCAGGUGCACCGAAGGUAGAACCAGAGACUCUCAAUAAGGACCUAGUAGAACCAGAGCUUCCAACAGAAGAACCAGAUGUACCAAAGGAAGAACCAGAGGCUCUAAAGGAGAACCUAGAAGAACCAGAGCUUCCAACAGAAGAACCAGAUACUCUCAAGGAGGACUUAGUAGAACCAGAGACUCCAACAGAAGAACCAGAUGUACCGAAGGUAGAACCAGAAGAACCAGAGCUUCCAACAGAAGAACCAGAUGUACCAAAGGAAGAACCAGAGGCUCUAAAGGAGAACCUAGAAGAACCAGAGCUUCCAACAGAAGAACCAGAUACUCUCAAGGAGGACCUAGUAGAACCAGAGACUCCAACAGAAGAACCAGAUGUACCGAAGGUAGAACCAGAAGAACCAGAGACUCUCAAGAAGGACCUAGUAGAACCAGAGCUUCCAACAGAAGAACCAGAUGUACCAAAGGAAGAACCAGAGGCUCUAAAGGAGAACCUGGAAGAACCAGAGCUUCCAACAGAAGAACCAGAUACUCUCAAGGAGGACCUAGUAGAACCAGAGACUCCAACAGAACAACCAGAUGUACCGAAGCAAGAACCAGAGACUCUCAAGGAGGACCUAGAAGAACCAGAGACUCUCAAGCAGGACCUAGAAGAACCAGCAGAGCUAGAGGCUUUCAAGGAAGAACUAAAAGAACCAAAGGCAGAGAAGGAGGACCUUGAAGAACCAGAGACUCCAACAGAAGUACCAGAGGCUCUGAAGGAGGACCUAAAAGAACCAGAGACACCGAAGGAGCCAGUGGCCAUUACAACAUGGAUAUGCCCGGGACUGAACGAGGAAUCAGAGGAUCCUUGGCUCUGGACGGCGUCGUACGAGUCAUAUGUCCAUGCGCUGUUGGCCGACCUGCAGAACAGCAUCACGCCCACUUCCUCCGCGCCCACCACCCCCCAUCCACCCCACAAUGGUGCCGCCCACCCGCCCACCGCCGCCCAUAAUAACAGCUUCAACGGUCAAGAGAUGUACCAUCAGGAGAGGGUGGAGGAGGUGCGGACAGAUCAACGCUCUUCUGGCGGAGGGAAGAAGUCCUCCCUCAACAAUAACCUCUCCGAACUUGACACCUUACUUCAGGACCUUAAUAAUGCACGAUAUACUGGAAACUUCAAAGAACCUGGUGCCGCUACCAACGGUACCGUCAACGGGUCGAGGCCCUCUGUUGACUCCCUCCUGGAUGAACUGAACAGUGUGGAAACCAACGACGAUGUGGUGGAGCACAGGACGGUGCACCAUGAGUUCCGGACGACUCACCAGACGCUGCCUUCGUCGCCACCAGCACAGACCCAGAUCAGUCCUCGACCGCAGCCGCAGAUGCAGCUGCAGUCACAGACGCAAAUGCACCAGCACCAACAGCCGCAGAUGCAGCUGCACUCACAGCCGCAGAUGCAGCCACAGCCGCAGAUGCAGCCACAGCCGCAGAUGCAGCCACAGCCGCAGCCUUCAGCCUCCACGGCCACCAAGGAGCUGGACGACCUGAUGGCCUCCCUAAGCGACUUCAAGAGGAACGACAUGACGGAGAUAGAGAAGCAGGUGAUAUUGACUGGUAUCGUCGCCAGCCACGUAACCUCCUCCUCCAAGUUAGAGGCGUCCUCGGCGAAGCAAGAGAAGACGAUAUCAGUUCCUGGGGCAGCUCCCCCGCCACGGCCCCCAGUCCCCGACGACCAAGACUUGCUGGCUGUUCCUCCGCCCCGGCCCCCGGUGCCCCGGGCCUACUCGAACUCCCCACUGCCCCCAGAGGCCUACAUCUACGGGUCUGCCCUGGUGUCUUCGGUGCCAGCGUCGGUGUACGGCACCCCGCGGGUAGGUGGCGGCCUUCUCGUCCAUCACACCCACGUAGUCAACAGCCCCGCCGAUGACCCCUUCAACCGCCCUCCCUCAGGAGGUCCUGUCAAACGUAACGACGCUGAAUACCGUUGGGUGACUGACGCCACCAAGUACGAGGUCAGGGAGGUGAUAGAGUUUCCCUGUGUCACAGAGAGAAAGCAGGAGAAGCUUCGCAGCCCAGCGCUUGUCCGCAAACUGAUCAACGCCAGCAGCCUACAAACGCAGGUAGACUCUGCCUACGCCAAACCCCAGAAGCCGGCCAAGAGCCCUUCACCCCCAGCACCAGCUCCAACAUUAACAUCGGCACCAGCACCCGCAUCAGUGUUCACGCCACCCAAGGAGCCCACGCCGACACCCACGCCCAAGGAGCCCACGCCCUCGCCCACACCGCCCCCGGUGAACCAGCUUGAUUGUAUGCUAGGUUCCCUGGCCUCCCACAUGACGGAGCAGGGCAUCACCACCACGCAGAAGGGCUGCUGCUGCGCCUGCGACAAACCCAUCGUCGGCCAGGUGAUCACGGCCCUGGGCAAGACGUGGCACCCGGAGCACUUCACCUGCUCCCACUGUAACCAGGAGUUGGGUACCCGCAACUUCUUCGAGCGUGACGGCAAGCCUUACUGUGAGCCUGACUACCACAACCUCUUCUCUCCGCGCUGUGCCUACUGCAACGGCCCCAUCCUUGACAAAUGCGUGACGGCGCUGGACAAGACGUGGCACCCAGACCACUUCUUCUGCACCCAAUGCGGAAACACCUUCGGCGAGGAUGGCUUCCACGAGAAGGAUGGCAAACCUUACUGCCGCGACGACUACUUCAACAUGUUCGCCCCCAAGUGUGGCGGCUGCAACUCUCCCAUUAUGGAGAACUACAUCUCUGCCCUCAACGCCCAGUGGCACCCAGAGUGCUUCGUCUGCAGGGACUGCCGGCAGCCAUUCAAUGGAGGGUCAUUCUUCGAUCACGAGGGGAUGCCAUACUGCGAGACCCACUACCAUGCCAAGCGGGGUUCUCUCUGUGCAGGAUGCAGCAAGCCCAUCACUGGGCGGUGCAUCACAGCCAUGUUCAGGAAAUACCACCCAGAACACUUUGUGUGUUCUUUCUGCCUGAAGCAACUGAACAAAGGUACCUUCAAGGAACAAAACGACAAACCGUACUGUCACGGAUGCUUCGACAAGCUCUUUGGUUGAAGACAAGCAAUGUGAAGUUGGAGGCCUAUGUUGAGGUGGUGGAAUCAGAAUUUUAUUAUUACCAUUAUCAAUUGUUAAAGACAAGGAUUUCAAUGAUUACUGAAAAUAUAGGCAAAAGACAGUAUCAUAAUGGUAUAGCAAGGAAACAAUGUCAGUCUGACAUAGCCAGUUUAAUGAAGAGAAUAAAAAAUCGAAUAAAAGGAAAGCAGAGAAAAAUUUAUAUAUAUUCAAAGAGAAGAAAACAUAUCCCCCCACUGACUUUGAUUAUUUCUUUAUUUGUAGUAAAUAGAGGCAGUGAGGCUGGGGAUGUAUGUCACAGUAAUUUAGCAAUAGGCAAAGACAAGCAGUUUUAUCCAUUCUACUUAGUCUUUGUAAAAUAUCCAGCAUGUAGGACGUUCACCCUAGGCAUUCAUCCUUAUUGCAUAGACAAAUCUUAUUGCUCAUUACAGUAUCAAAAAUUUAUUGCUCGUGAAGUGUUGUGUGUUGGUUUUGUAUUUUCGUACUGUCAAGGGUUGAAAAUAUAUUUAGACUUUGCAGGAUUAGAAUUGGAGGUGGCUACCAUAUUACUUGAGGCAAGUACUGUAUUAUGGAUUUGUUAUAUUUAUCCAUGGUAUUGUACUGUAUAGUCAUUAAAAUUAAUUGAUGAAAUUAUAUAUGAUCACAAGAUUUUAAAAGUUGUGCAGUCUACAGUUAACAAGUUUUCAAACUGUUUAAGUAGGGAAUAUGAAUUCAACUCUUGAAGAAAACAUACAUAGCAUACUUGAGUUGUACAGCGAAAGAAUGGGCCAUAACAUCAGAUGUUAACUUGUUACAGAAAAAUCGAUAAGGGAUUCUGACUUAAAUUUUAAUGAUUAAAUUGGUCUUUAUGUUUAUGUUUCAAGUUGCAAUAAUUUUACAUUGACAGUUAAAGUGCAAAGUUAUGUUUUAUUUUAUUUCAUAUUUUAAAAAAUAGUAUUGGUCAAACAUGGAGUUUGAGUAUGUAUUACACUACAGUGCACACUUUCUGUUUCAAAUAUAUUCGCACAAAAUACAAAUGAUAUUGAUAUCACAGUACAGUGUAUAUAUUUUUAAGAUUAUGUUAGCAUGAAGAAAAAGGGAGGUUGACAAUGCUAACAUAAUUUAAAACCCAACAGGGCAGUAACCAAGAGGAAGGAUAUUUAAUGUAGACAAGUCAAAUAUAUGUCUUGAGUGCAAUAGGAAGUUCUUUUUGAGUAAUCAGUUUAACAUAGAAAUCGUGAUUACAGAUUUUUUAAGCUCUUCAGUGUGCUUUGAACUUUUAAUUCAUUAAAGCUUACUACUAUUUUAUUUUAAUAACUAUGGUUGAAAUACUGUAUACACUAUACUGUAUCUUCGUUACUAAUCCUCCGCGGCUCACUGUUCAUUGGUGACAGUUGUCAUGUAAUUGUGCUAGGCUCUCAUGGUCAUCUAAUAGAAUUUAAAUGCUGCUUCUCAACAUCAUCUCCAAUAAAAUCAUUCAUUGGUCCAGGUGUUAUCAAUGACCAUCAGUCAGAAUGUCACUGAAACCAAGUAGGACCUAUAAUAAAUGUUAUAGUGCUCAAAAUGUUGGUAAUACACAGGAGAAGAGUAUCUUAAAUUCUAACAGUAUGCUCCACAAAUUCUUCAGUACCAGGUCUUAUAAAACUAAGAUUAAUGCUACACUUAGCUGCAUGUUUGGAAGCAUAUACAGUUUACCAUAAGUCUCUCUUGUUACCAUUUGUCAGUGUUAAGAGUGUGUGGAGGAUCACAUUGAUUAUUGAAUUUUAUCUAUGGUCCCAGCUCACAUUUGUAUUGUCAAGAUUAUUUGUGCUGUUGUUGGCUGGAAUCUCUGUUUCUGAUGUUAAAAUAUGAUAAGUUUUAUUGUAUAUUAAUGUAUAUUAAUCUUAAUUGUGAUUACUGUAUUAUUAUUUUUUGAUGGGUAUAUUACUCAUGUCUGUCCUUCUGUGAAGUGAAAUUUAUUCAGAUACAUUACAAGUUUCAUGCUGGUCCUAUCAUUAGGUCGAGGUAUAUACGUACAGUACCUUCUCUAGGUUUGUUUUUGAUUAUUUUUAGAAUACAAGGGACAGUCAAAAAGUUUCAGUAGAAAACUAAAACAAUUAUCAGUGCAGUGUCCUUUGAAGUAAUUUCUCAAUUUGUCCUUUAAGCUUAUUUUGCCAGUCUUAGAUCAUAAUACUGAUUGCUGGUUAAACUAAGCUUCAGUUGCCUCUCUGAGCUCCUCCACAUCUUCAAAGUGGUGAUAACACAGAUGUGACUUCAGUUUUUGCAAUGGACAUUAAUUACUUGGGGCCAGACCUAACCCCAAGUGAGCUGCUCAAAACCACAGACAUAAAUCGCAGUUUAUGUAACAUGGGCCUUGUGGACUUGUAUACUGUACUAACUUACCGCAGAAGCACACAUCUGGUCACAAUUUCCCACCAUUAUUUCUUGAUGAUGUUGUACAGUGUUUUAUGUGGCUAGCUUAAUAGUAAACUGUGGUCACUGUUUUACACAGCAUUUAGUCUAUUGACAUAAUCCUUUUGGCAUCCUCAAAAAUUGAAACCAUGAUCUUGUCAACUCAGAUUGUGUUUGGAACUUUUUUGGGAAGAAGAGAAGUCUUGUGCUUCCAUUACGUGGAUUGAAACUUAGACAUGCGGUCCGAGAGAUAGAUCCAUGUCUCAUUCCCAAUAACCAGAUGGGAAAUAUUGUUGGCUGGAUUGGUUUCAUGCAGUUCAUCGGGUUACAACUUGAAAAUUCUCUGUGGUGUUCAAUCCAGAGCAUUUUUGCUUCAUGAUACCUUAUCUUAGACAUGCUGAAGUGCUCAUAAAUGGUGGUCACAGCACCCCUCUGUAAAAUUCCAAUAUCUGUGCUACUCUUAUUGACCAUUAUGUUCAUUUCAGGUAUCCCUUGAGAUAAGAAAAUUAUCUUAUACGAAUUUCCUAAAUUACCACCUUUUUCAUGUUACAAAAUCUUUUGCAAAUUUGGGUCCCGGCAAAAAUUCAAAUCGAAAGCCUCCGGGAGUCAGCUGGGGUGGUCACAUCCUCUUCGCACUCUCCCUACCAGGCUGCGGUAGGAGUUAUGGAUACUACUUUCAACUCAUAAUUUCUGGUGCAUAAACAACAACUUUUUUUUUCAUUCAAUUACAUGCAUACACAAUCCUACAAACAUAAAAUAUUAAUUAUAAGGUUAAAACAUGAAGGGGAUAAAUAUUUCUUCGUGCACCAGCGAGAGUUAGCAGGAUGAACUGAGAGGAAGUUAUGUUAUGAUUACUUUUCAACUCAUUUUUGGAUUGAUUGAUUGAUUGUGGUAAUUACAUCCCUGGCGAUGCAACAGUUUAGGCCAUAUGCCGCUGAAUUAAAUUAAAGCUUAGAAGGUAAAAAAAACUAAAAAGAUAAUAAAUAGCAUAAAACUUUCAUUAAGACAUUUAAAUGUUAUUAAAUAAAACUUAAAUCUUGUGUAGUAUACCAGCUUCCUCCACGAAGGAGAGGGUGUCCCCUUCCAUGCUACCUGCUCCCUCCUCCAGUACCAAAGAGAGAUGAUAAGACCCAUCUCCUCCCUGGUACCGGGAGAGGUGCUUAUGACAAAGAUCUCGUCAGACUGGGGCACUCCACCAGUAGGUGUCGAGUAGUCCCUGGGACCAGGCAGUCAUCACAGUGGGAAGGGGGCACCUUCCAUUAAAAACCAUGAGUCGGCUGCAUCUGGCCAAUGCGAAGGCAGGCCAAAGCAGUCUCCCAGCGGCGUGACAAUCUCUGAUAUCUCCAGGCACCCAAAGCAAAUUGGAUGCCGUGGAGCUUGUUUGCUCUGAUGGCGUCCCAUCUGCAUUGCCAACUCAAGUGGAUAGAUAAACUUAACUUUUUUUUUUUUUUUUACUCAUUUACACGCACACACAAUCCCCCAUACAUAAUGUGCAAAAAAAAAAUUAAAGGAAUGACUAUCAUAAGGUAAAAAACAUAAAGGGAAUAAACAUUUCUUUGUGUAUGAGAAUAAAGGAUGGAGUGUUGCUAAGAAUCAGCAGAGGUGGCUGGGCUGGUUGCUAUGACAACACUUGAUGGUGGCCACGGGUGAAGCAGCCAUAGUCUAUGCAAAUGGUGCCACUGACAGUUUUAUCUGCAUAUUUUCAUUUAGAUAUUAUUUUAUUAACGUUUUUAAUGUGUUAGGUACUAAAUUACAGUAGUUGUGUACUAUUUACCAUUAGUUUGGUAUGUUCUUCUUGUUUGUGGACCGAUGUUGUAUUUUGGGGGUGUUUUUAAUCAUUGGGGAAGUGAACCCUAUUUUUCCCAUAUGUUUUUCUAUUCGAGAUACAAAAAUUCACCUAAUGAAUGUUUUUGGGGGAACCUAACCCAUUUGUAUCUAGAGGGAUACCUGUACUGAUUUAUAUAAUUUUUGUCACUUAUCAGCUUACCAGCUGAUUGGGCAGUUGGUCUAACGAGUGUUAGUACAGGAGGAAACCAGGAACAAAGAAACCUGUGGUGUUUGGUAAGGUCACACUGGAUAACACCCUUCUCACAUGUAUCAGGGCUGAGGCUCGAACCCUUGACAUAUUGGUGAGAGUUAUGCGUGUUACCACUGUACCACCAACUCCCCAUAAUCAAAAUUUUUACCUGGGGCACAGUUGCCUUGUCACUGGCACAUGAAGAUAAUCCUGUUCUAUGGUCAUUCUGUGGCCCAUCUUGUUACUUGGACAUAUGAGGGGGCACCAUCACUGUAUACAUCCAACAUAUGUUGAUGGAAUCUGUCCUGUUGAAACCUGCCACAGUACACCUUCUGCUAAAUUUUUUGGCUGUCCCUUGUAUCAUUAAAAUGUGAUUGGCUAGAUAUUUUCUGCUUAAUAACCCAUCAGAUGUGUUCAUUAAUGCCCUUGUGCAUAAAGAACUACUUGGCUUUCUCAGUCAUUUUUACCAAUACUUUCAUUUUGGGAUUUUGCUCAGAUGUGAGACUAACUAUGGAGUCAUAAAUAGUAUAUGAAACUAACCAUAUAGUCUGAUUUUGUAUAAAAUCACUGAAUAGUGAGGCGCCACAAAUAAAAUUUUAUUAGUUCUCAGAAAAAUGACAAGACAGUUUUUUCUGCUCACAUUCGCCUUAAUUUAGGUAUUUCCAUAGUCAUCAUGUCUUUGUUGUUACAGUACUUGCUUUUAAUUGUAAAUGAUCUUUUCUUUAUUUAAUGCUUCUAAAUAAAUAUUUCAAAGUAUCUUGAAAGGCUGUUCAAGACUGGAAUUCCUUGGCCAUGUACUACCAAAUUGCAAGCUAUCUUAACACAUAAUAUUGAGAGAUGUCUGACAGUAGCAGUGUCAGUGUUAGUGAGAAAUAUUGGGCAAUUUAGACAGGCAAGGAGCUUACAGUGUGACAUGGAUAGUCUGUGAAACAGUUUUGUGAUUGUUAUGAAAUGUAGGUUACAAGAUUUAUUCUCUUGAAUGAAGACAAUCAUAUGUCAAACAUCUGGUCCAUAGUAAAAGCUCCAAUUGACAAGGAGAACUUGUUGAUAAGGGUGUGUUUUUUGUAAAACUCAUGUGUUAAUGACGCAUACUGAAUACAGUCUUAAAAGUAAAAGGUGCAAACUUCUUCAUAUGGUAACUUACCUGUGGUGUUUUUAAAUCCUACACUACAGUCACUAAUGCUAUGCCAUAUUCACUUAAUAUACUGUACUGUACUAUGUUAAUAAAGCAGUCUCUCAA
Messenger RNA from Homarus americanus (American lobster), 9536 nucleotides. Its product is annotated as paxillin-like. Gene Ontology annotation, cellular component: stress fiber; cytoplasm; filamentous actin. Bases 16 to 3891 code for a protein of 1291 amino acids. The transcript is spliced from 13 exons. The record is from RefSeq and is a predicted model, not a curated record. Gene Ontology annotation, molecular function: actin binding; muscle alpha-actinin binding. Lineage: Eukaryota; Metazoa; Arthropoda; Malacostraca; Decapoda; Nephropidae. Gene Ontology annotation, biological process: actin cytoskeleton organization; positive regulation of substrate adhesion-dependent cell spreading; muscle structure development.